Messenger RNA from Vitis vinifera (wine grape), 8537 nucleotides. RefSeq names its product putative disease resistance RPP13-like protein 1. NCBI's taxonomy places the organism in Eukaryota, Viridiplantae, Streptophyta, Magnoliopsida, Vitales, Vitaceae. Gene Ontology annotation, biological process: defense response to other organism. Gene Ontology annotation, molecular function: ADP binding. The record is from RefSeq and is a predicted model, not a curated record. The transcript has 4 exons. The coding region runs from base 307 to 4521 and encodes 1404 amino acids.
CCCAUGUGUUCUAGUACUUUGUCCACACCAUGUGGAUCCUCACCGCCGCAACUUUAUACUGCGCGUUAAUUCGAUUGGGAAAGUUAUGCUUUGGGUUAUCAAAAUCAUAUAUUUUCCACAUCACCGACCCAAAACCUAACUUUCCCAAUUCGGAUUCACAUUCAUGGAACCUUACAGAAUUUUUUUGUUGACUCAACGAUAUGAGUUGCAGAGACUUCAUUUAAAGCCCUUGGCUUCCUACAAACCAUUAUUCAGAGCUGCAGAGAGUUUCUUUAAUAAUUCCUUUUUACUUGCAAACAAAGAAUCAUGGCUGAUUUUGUUGGGGAAGCUAUUUUGUCUGGUUUCAUCCAGAAACUGAUUGACAUGGUCAACCCCCCUGAACUCUGGAAUUUUGCUAGCGAAGGGCAUGUCCAUUCUGAGCUUAACAAGUGGAAGAAAAUUUUGAUGAAGAUCUAUGCAGUCCUCCAUGACGCAGAGGAGAAGCAGAUGACGGACCCCCUGGUGAAGAUGUGGCUUGACGAGCUCGGAGACUUGGCUUAUGAUGUGGAGGACAUCUUGGACGGCUUCGUCACUCAAGCUUUGCGACGCAAUUUGAUGGCCGAAACUCAUCCUUCUGGCACUCAACCUAGCACAAGUAAGUUACGGAGCCUCAUCCCUUCUUGUUGUACUAGUUUCACUCCAAAUGCUAUUAAGUUUAAUGCGGAGAUGUGGUCCAAAAUCAAGAAGAUCACCGCCAGGUUACAAGAAAUUUCUGCACAAAAAAAUGAUCUCCAUUUACGUGAGAACAUUGCUGGGGAGAGUUCUACCAAAACAAGGGAAAUACUACCCACUACUUCUUUAGUGGAUGAGUCCCGUGUUUAUGGUAGGGAAACAGAUAAAGCAGCCAUAGCCAACUUGUUACUCAGGGAUGAUCCAUGUACUGAUGAAGUCUGCGUGAUUCCUGUUGUCGGUAUGGCUGGUAUUGGCAAAACUACUCUCGCCCAACUUGCAUUCAACGAUGAUGAAAUAAAAGCUCAUUUUGAUUUGAGAGUUUGGGUCUAUGUUUCUGAUGAUUUUGAUGUCUUGAAGAUCACGAAAACAAUUCUACAAUCAGUUUCUCCGAAUACUCAGGAUGUUAAUGAUCUUAAUUUGCUUCAGAUGACAUUAAGGGAGGGCCUUUCUGGGAAGAAAUUUCUUCUUAUCCUAGACGAUGUAUGGAAUGAGAAUUUUGAUUCAUGGGAUUUUUUGUGCAUGCCAAUGAGAUCAGGGGAACCGGGUAGUAAGCUUAUUGUCACAACCCGUAAUGAAGGUGUUGCAUCAAUCACUCGAACUUACCGAGCUUAUCGUCUUCAUGAGUUAGCAUACAAAGAUUGUUUAUCUGUAUUCACUCAACAAGCAUUAGGGAAAAGUAAUUUCGAUGCUCAUUCACACUUGAAAGAAGUUGGCGAGGAAAUAGUGAGAAGGUGCAAGGGCUUGCCUUUGGCAGCAAAGGCCCUUGGUGGCAUGUUGCGCAACCAAGUAAGUCAUGAUGCAUGGGAAAAUAUUUUAACAAGUAAGAUAUGGGAUCUACCUGAGGACAAAAGUCAAGUUCUUCCUGCACUCAAGUUGAGCUAUCAUCAUCUCCCUUCUCAUUUGAAGAAGUGUUUUGCCUAUUGUUCGAUAUUUCCAAAAGGCUAUGAAUUCGACAAAGAUGAAUUAAUCCAAUUAUGGAUGGCUGAGGGUUUUUUUCAACAAACAAAGGAAAAUACCCGACCAGAAGAUUUGGGUUCUAAAUACUUCUAUGAUUUAUUGUCAAGGUCAUUUUUUCAACAAUCUAAUCACGAUUCAUCACGAUUUGUGAUGCAUGACCUAAUCAAUGAUCUAGCUCAAUAUGUAGCGGGAGAAUUCUGCUUUAAUUUGGAGGGUAUAUUAGUGAAUAAUAACCAAUCCACCACUUUUAAGAAGGCUCGUCACUCAUCUUUCAAUCGUCAAGAGUAUGAGAUGCUUGAAAGAUUCAAAGCCUUUCAUAAGAUGAAGUGUUUGAGAACACUAAUCUCAUUGCCACUCAAUGCAUUUUCUAGAUAUCACUUCAUACCAAGUAAGGUAAUAAAUAAUCUUGUAAAGCAAUUUGAAUGUUUACGAGUAUUAUCUUUAAGUGGCUAUUACAUAAGUGGAGAGCUACCACAUUCGAUUGGUGAUUUGAGACAUUUGCGCUAUCUCAAUUUGUCUAACUCUUCAAUAAAAAUGUUACCUAAUUCAGUAGGACAUCUUUAUAACCUACAGACAUUGAUAUUAUCUGAUUGUUGGAGACUCACUAAGUUGCCUGUUGUGAUUGGAGGCCUAAUCAACCUUCGACAUAUUGAUAUUUCUGGUACAAGUCAACUACAAGAGAUGCCUUUCAAGAUCAGCAACCUAACAAAUUUGCAAACAUUAUCUAAAUAUAUUGUGGGCAAAAAUGAUAAUUCCAGAAUAAGAGAAUUGGAGAACUUGCAGGAUCUUCGAGGAAAGCUUUCCAUUUCAGGGUUGCAUAAUGUGGUGAAUAGUCAAGAUGCGAUGCAUGCUAAGUUAGAAGAAAAGCACAACAUUGAAGAGUUGACGAUGGAAUGGGACAGCGAUUAUGAUAAACCACGAAAUGAAAUGAAUGAGAUGAAUGUUUUGGCAGGGCUACGACCACCCACAAACUUGAAAAAGCUCACAGUGGCAUAUUAUGGUGGAUCAACAUUUUUAGGUUGGAUAAGGGACCCCUCAUUCCCAUCAAUGACACAAUUAAUUCUAAAGAAUUGCCAAAGAUGCACCUCAUUACCAUCUCUUGGCAAAUUAUCCUUCCUCAAGACCUUGCAUAUCAAGGGGAUGAGUGAAAUUAGAACCAUAGAUGUGGAGUUCUAUGGAGGGGUUGUCCAGCCUUUUCCAUCCCUGGAGUUUCUAAAGUUUGAGAAUAUGCCGAAAUGGGAAGACUGGUUUUUUCCUGAUGCGGUUGAAGGAGUAGAAUUAUUUCCACGCCUUAGAGAGCUUACCAUAAGGAACUGCUCAAAGUUAGUUAAACAGUUGCCUGAUUGCCUGCCAUCCUUGGUGAAACUUGACAUCUCUAAAUGUCGAAAUCUGGCAGUUCCAUUCUCAAGAUUUGCAUCUCUGGGUGAACUAAAUAUAGAAGAAUGCAAGGAUAUGGUGUUGAGAAGUGGGGUGGUUGCAGAUAGUCGUGAUCAGCUGACAUCUAGGUGGGUUUGCAGUGGUCUUGAAAGCGCAGUGAUUGGCCGCUGUGACUGGCUUGUAUCAUUGGAUGACCAAAGACUGCCUAGCCAUCUGAAAAUGUUGAAGAUAGCCGACUGCGUCAACCUGAAGAGCCUGCAAAAUGGAUUACAGAAUCUCACUUGUCUUGAAGAGCUGGAAAUGAUGGGAUGCCUAGCAGUGGAGUCAUUCCCAGAGACGGGUUUGCCGCCCAUGCUGAGACGUCUUGUGCUGCAGAAAUGCAGGAGCCUGAGGUCGCUGCCCCAUAACUACAGCUCAUGUCCCCUUGAAUCCUUGGAGAUUAGGUGUUGUCCAUCUCUCAUCUGCUUUCCACAUGGUGGGUUACCCUCCACCCUCAAGCAACUGAUGGUUGCAGAUUGUAUACGGCUAAAGUAUCUACCAGAUGGAAUGAUGCACCGCAAUUCCAUACACAGCAACAACGAUUGUUGUCUUCAAAUACUGAGGAUACAUGAUUGCAAGUCUCUCAAGUUCUUCCCAAGAGGGGAGUUACCCCCCACCCUUGAGCGGCUUGAGAUUCGGCAUUGCUCCAACUUGGAGCCAGUAUCAGAGAAAAUGUGGCCCAAUAAUACAGCUCUUGAGUAUUUAGAGUUGAGGGGUUAUCCCAAUCUGAAAAUCCUACCAGAAUGCCUUCACAGCGUCAAGCAGCUCAAAAUAGAAGACUGUGGAGGUCUGGAGGGGUUUCCAGAAAGAGGGUUUUCCGCCCCCAACCUCAGAGAGCUCCGUAUUUGGAGAUGUGAGAAUCUCAAGUGCUUGCCCCAUCAAAUGAAAAACCUCACAUCUCUUCGGGUUCUCAGCAUGGAGGAUUCUCCGGGACUGGAGUCCUUCCCAGAAGGGGGUUUGGCCCCCAAUCUAAAAUUUCUUUCAAUUAUAAAUUGCAAGAAUCUGAAGACUCCCGUAUCUGAGUGGGGCCUCCACACCCUCACCGCUCUUUCGACAUUGAAGAUUUGGAAAAUGUUCCCAGGCAAGGCUUCCCUUUGGGACGAUAAGUGCCUUUUUCCUACACCUCUCACUAACCUCCAUAUCAACUAUAUGGAAUCCCUGACCUCCCUGGAUCUCAAAAACAUCAUCUCCCUUCAACAUCUAUAUAUUGGGUGCUGCCCUAAGCUCCACUCCUUAAGGCUAAGGCCAAUAGCACUUGCAAGUCUUGAAAUCAUUGGCUGUCCUCUUCUUCAAGAAACAAAAUUUCCCUCCAUUGCCGACAUCCCCAAAUUCAAAAUUGAUGGCAGAGUAAAGUAUUCUACAUGUGGUGGAAACAGAAUGGAAACAGAAAGCCAUUCAACGCUAUCCUUUCAUUGUUCAAUCAGGGAUCUGGCUUAAUAAGGAUAUGGCAAGUAGUGCACAGGGUGAACAAGAAGAGAGAGAGAGAGAUGAGACAUGAUCCAUUCUCUUGAUGGAUAGGUGAUUUUGGCUUGGCUGCAGUUAUUGAUUGGGGGUUUUCUAUUAAAUUCGUGAUUCCCUUUUUUGUUCUUUACCUCAAUUCUGGGUGAGCAUGGUUACUUCUACUUUUCUAUUAAUUCUAAUGUAAUUUUGUCUUUCUAUAAAUAACACAUGCUUACAGCAGCCUCUGGCCCUGCCUAAUUGGUAUAUCACUCAUAUGUUUCAUAUGAAGGAAACCUCAAUGACAUUCUAUUCCACCUUUAAUAGCAUCAUGGCCCCCAAACUGGUCUAUUCUUAUGUGUUUCCAAUUCUUAUUACAUGCAAUAUGAUGGAUCGUUCUUCCUAAUAAUUCUUCUUUCCCUAGUCAAGAAAUGAAAGCAAACAAAUAGGUAUUAUGUCUGCUUCUUUAGGAUGCCUGGCUUCCAAUUUCAUUGAUCCAAUAUCAAUUCCACUUUUAGAUAAUGAUUGAAAUUUCUUCUCAACAUGUAGGAAGGAAAAAGAAAAAGGUGAAUAUUAUUAGAUGCAAAACUUCCUAAUCACUAACUGCUACCUAUUCACUUGCUGGUAUAUUCUUCAUUUCUUGCUGCAAUCAUGGCUUGGUAUUUCUUCUUAAUUUUUUUGUUUUUCAUGUUGCUCUUGUCCAUAAUCCUCCAUUACAAAGAUACAUUAUUUUCAAGAUUAAGAGCCUUGGGAAUUCUGUCAUCUUUUGCAGUAUUGUUGACUGUGGUAACUUCGGCCCAGAAAUGCUAUUUCAUGGCUGACUCUGGUAAGACAUCUUUUCUUUUUAAAGUUUAUCAAUAGAGUUUGUCAUUUUUAAGCACACAAGCACAUAUAAUGCCUUAAAUAUGGUUCUUUAUAAAUGUGCAUUACAUUUAUGAAUAUUUGAAACUGGCAUGGUAUUUCUUAGAUUAAGAAAAUGGCAAUAGUUAAAUAGUCUUAUUCAGUGUUUGAUGUGUAUUAAUGAUAAGGUUAUAAUACAAUAUGUUGAGAUCAUUUGCUUGCUCCGGUUCCAAAGGUUCUUGGAAGUUGGUUGUAGUGUUCAGAAAUGGCAUCUUGCUUCUUAUCCAAAAUAUGAUUUUAGCAAGGCCAGGAACCUAAAGAGGUGGUUUUUUGGUUUUUGCAAAUUUUAAUUCAAGUCAUAGAUUCGGUUAGUUCAAAUGGGCUGUUGCUUCAACCUAGUAUCACCUUGCAUCAUGGACUGCAGGAAUAUCGAGCCCUGACCAAGUGGGGCAUGCAUAAACUCUCCUCUCUUCAAAAUUUCACCACUGUUACAGAGUAUGUGUAUGCUUCCUCUAAAUAUAAUCUAUAAGAUAUCCCACAUUGGAUAGGAGAAAAACUUCUUGGCAGUUUGCACUAUAUAUGUAUGAGUUUCUCUUAACAAUGUAACAUGUUUUAAAUUGAAAAAGGCUCCUUGGGUCCAAAGCGAACAAUAUGACUGGAAGUAGGACGUUACAAAUGAUAUCAAAGUUGAUCCCCAACCUUAACCCCAGUGAGGUGUCCCUCUAUUGAGAGUAAGUUAAGGGGCCAAAGGACCUAGAGUGAAUAAUAUCUACAUGGUUGGGGUCAUUUCAAUCCAUCCAUGCAGCUCCACAGCCUUACUCCUCUUGGAGUACUAGGAGUCACCUAAGCUUGGGUGCCUUUUGCCAAGGAAGGGCUGUUGAUGGCCACACUUCCAAAUAUAGAAAUUAGUCCAAGAUAGUGCACAUCCCUACAUAAUGAUAGCUUUUCACAUAUGAAUAAACUCAUGUUGAAUUUUAUUUCCAUAUAUAUCACAAAAAUGGAAGCAGAGUCCAUCUCAUUCAUAAAAGACAAUUGUUAUGAACUUGAUACAAUUUUCUACUUUUGACAUUAUUGAAAUCGAAGUUUGUACUUUGAUACUAUUGAAAUGCUAGUUUCUACAUUUGAUGCCAUUGAAAUUCUCUGGUCAUGUUUGCUGAAGGAAAGGGCUCCCUGCAACACUCUCAAUGCUUAAAAUCAAGAAAUUUCCGAUUUUAAAAAACGGUGUUAAGAGGGUGUGGGGAAGUGACGUCUUUGUAGCAGAGCAGGUUUUGAUUGGAAUGCCUCCUCGGUGGUGUUGAAUGUAUAGGGAUCUGGCAGUGCCAUGGACUUGUAACCUUGGAGGAACAAGGGCUGCCUCACAAUCUUAAAUAUUUGUAAUUAGAAAUUUGUGCUAACCAGGAGAAGCAGAGGACUCUGCAGUUUGGCCUGCAACCCUGCACCACUUUCUAUCAGAGAUUGUGUGCUAACCAGGACAGGCCCACUUGCUUCUCUUUCAUCAUUGUAUAUUUCUAGCCUAUGUCCAGGUCUGGCUUCUCUACAGAUGAUGGCUGUCUUUUUCCUACAACUCUGAGCAAACUUUUGAUUAGUAAACUGGAUUCCAUGGCCUCCCUGGCUUUCAAAAACCUCCCUUCUCUUGACAGUAUAUCCGUCUAUGGGUGCCAUGAGCUCCAGUCCAAAGGGCUUCCAGAAACAUUUCCAAGACUUGAGAUAAGGGACUGAUAACAAUGUUCUAAGAUGAAUUCCAUGUUUUCUACAUGCAAAAAAAAAAUCAUUCAGGUAUGGCUAUUUGCAACUCAACUCCAGUUCCAGAUUGUCCUCUCAUGAAUAUAUGGCUUUAGCAGCUCUUACUAAUUGGCAUUUUCUCUUAACUUGUUGGCCUCAGUUCCACACAAGCAUGGUUAGUUCUACUGUUCUAUUGAAUUUGCUUAUGAUUUUAUGUUCUUAAUAAAUAGAAUAAACCUAAACCUAAAACUGUGUCUAGACUCUUUUGACAUGCUUAACUGGGCUGUUCUUCUUUAUUUCAGAUCAAGACAUCCCACAUCCAUUUCCUGCCAUUAGAUACUCAUCAUAUGGGCUGCUUAAAAUGAAAGCAACAAUAUGUCUUCUCCUCUUUUCAAUAAGAUAAAGAAUGGAAGUUUCUUCUCUACAUUUAGGAAAGAAAGAAUAAAAAGAAGAUGCAGGUGAAAUCCAAAAUUUCCAAAAUUCAAGCUACAUAUUUGCAUGUCAGUAUGUUCUUGACCUCAACAAUUCAUGAUUAUCUGUUUUUCAAAGUUAAUGCCUCAUUUUUUAAAUUUAGUGCUUCAUUUUCAGAAUUUCUUCUCUCAGGUAAGAAGAAAAGAACGAUGAAGGUGGUCAAUGCUUAUUAGGACUUUCUUUUCUGCUAUUGUAAAAAUGAUCAAUAAGAUUGAAGAUUGGCAAGCAUGAAUAUGUUACUUUGAGUUAUCAACAUGUUUUUUUAUUUUUUUUAUUUUGAAAUGUUUGAUGUUUUCAUCAUGUUUUUAAUCCAUUUUCAUUUCUUCUUUUCUCAGAAAAAAUAAAUAAAUAAAUAAAAGAAUCCUCAUUUCUGCUGCCAAAUAGACCCUUAUACAAGUUUAGCAUUCUGCAUCACUCAUCCAAGAUUUCACUCUUCUUUUUGUGUUUGAUAUCAGCUGGAAAAUAAAAAUGUCAGAAAGUAUAGAGGUGUCCAAGGCAUUGCUGUAUACACUUGAAGAGACCAGUCUUACCUUCCUCAAGGUCCAUGAUGCUGGUCAGCCCUGAGCUGCACUAGAGCUAUUGAAGAGGUGGAUUGAAGACAAACUUCCUCAAAAACCCAUGCAUGGCUGAAUCAAACGAGCCAGAAAAAUGGCCUGCUCAAAUGUGAUUAUCUCUGUUGUGUUGAAGCCUAUAUCUUGUUUAAUUUAUCUUGCUCACAGUUGAAUAAUUUGUCCAUGUUGAACAUUGCAUGCUGCCCUUGAAUUCUCAGUAUGCUUGUAAAUAUUCGCCCACAGCCAACAACUACAAACUCUGGACUUUACAAGUGAUGAUGCAACAAAAAUUUCCUUUGGGAAAUAAGAAUGUAUGCUGCCUGUGUAUAUCAUUCCUCUUUCUUGUUAUCUUAAUGUUUGCUGUACUUGUGGGCUUACUCCUUUGACUUGGAUUUGAAGUUUAAUAAAGGUGUACUACUAUUAUUUUCUUCU